Messenger RNA from Diuraphis noxia (Russian wheat aphid), 416 nucleotides. RefSeq lists its product as uncharacterized. NCBI's taxonomy places the organism in Eukaryota, Metazoa, Arthropoda, Insecta, Hemiptera, Aphididae. The record is from RefSeq and is a predicted model, not a curated record.
UAGAAGUAGAACUUACGGAAUUACGAGACACACCUAAAGCAUCUGAAGCUAUUGUUAGAGAUCCUAUGUUAAGUGAUGAAACUAAUAAAUUGAAAAAUGGAGACAUUGUUUUUAUUACGGCAUAUAUUGAUUUGCAUAAUAUUUUUGUCCGUAAACUUGAAGAUAAUAAUGUUGAAUUUGAAAAUCUUAUUAAAAGCGUCAAUAAUUAUUGUACUUUGGGAAAUGGUUACGAGAAUAAAUCUCCAGAAUUAAAUGAAAUCGUAGGCGCUAAAAGUUCAGCUGACGGAUGUUUUUAUCGAGCAAAGAUUAUUGAAAAAACUGAUGAAAAAACUUAUGAAACAAUUUUUAUUGAUUUUGGUUUUGAAGAAAGUGUGAAUGUUUCCAAUAUUGUUCCACUACCUAUACAACUACAACAG